GUCCAACUCGAGAAAAAAAAAAGUAAGGCCCCGGCGAAGCUUAAGCCCACAUCCCUCCGCCUAAACCCUAGCCUCUUCCCCGCCCCCGCCUCCCAAACCCCUCGGCCGUCGUCGCCGGCGAAGCGCGCGGGCGAGAUGGCGCUCUACCUGCUCUUCGAGUCCGCGUCGGGGUACGCGCUCUUCCACGCCUCCGGCAUCCGCAAGAUCGGGCAGACCGUGGACGCCGUCCGCCCCACCCUGCUGGACCUCAAGCGGUUCAGCAAGGCCGUCAAGCUCGCCAGGUUCACCCCCUUCCUGUCCGCCGCCGACGCCACCAACCAGUGCAACGCCAUCGCUGAAGGGAUCACGACCGACGAGUUGGUAAACUUCCUGGUUCUCAACCUGCCCAAGGUCAAGGAGUGGAAGAAGGGCAAGUUCACCGUCGGCGUUGCCCAGCCCAAGGUCGGGUCCCGCAUCACCGAGGCCACCGGAAUCCCUUGCCAGUCCGAUGACUAUAUCCAGGAACUGCUUGGCGCGGUGCGGCUGCACUUCGGUCCGUUGUUUGACCAACUCAAGCCAUAUGACGUGGAGAACUAUAGCAGGGCAAGUGCGGAUAACAUGGUGACUCAAACUCUCAUUCUGUUGGAUACACUUGAUAAGGGUAUCAAUUUCUUCACCAUGAGAGUGAGGGAGUGGUAUGGAUGGCAUUUUCCUGAGCUGGUCAAAAUCGUGAAUGACAACUACCUUUAUGCUAAGCUUGCCAACUUUGUAGUAAACAAAUUUGAUUUGUCAGAGAAAGACAUUCCAGCUUUAGCAGAUCUGAUUGGAGAUGAGGACAAGGCAAAAGAAAUUGUUGAAGCAGCAAAGGAAUCUAUGGGCCAGGACCUUUCACCAGUUGAUUUGAUCACUGUCCAACAGUUUGCUCAAAGGGUCAUGAAUCUAUCUGAGUACCGUAAAAAUAUCUAUGAGUAUCUGGUGACAAAGAUGAAUGAUAUUGCACCAAAUCUGACGUCAUUGAUUGGCGAAAUGGUUGGAGCCCAGUUAAUUUCUCAUGCUGGCAGUCUUUCGAAUCUUGCAAAAUUACCUUCCUCCACUCUCCAGAUACUAGGUGCUGAGAAGGCGCUGAGAAGAGCUCUUAGAACAGGUGGAAACACACCGAAGUAUGGCCACAUAUUCCACUCAUCUUUCAUUGGCCGUGCAUCGACGAAGAACAAGGGAAGAAUGGCAAGAUACCUGGCAAGCAAAUGCUCAAUGGCUUCACGCAUUGACUGUUAUUCAGAUAUGAGUAGCUCCAUUUUCGGUGAGAAGAUGCGGGAACAAGUCGAGGAGAGAUUAGACUUUUGUGAAAAGGAUGUUGCAUCAUGCAAGAACCUUGAUGUAAUGAACGCUGCGAUUGAGGGUAUGACCAACACAGUCUCAGAGGAGGAUAAGGAGAAGGAGAACGGUGGGAAAAAGGAGUCUAAUUCUGAGGCUGAUGAUGAUGCUAUGCAUCUUGAUAAGCCUGCUAUGCAGUCGACGUUGUGCACCCGAUUGGCCAUCGUCGAAGUGUAGUCCUACAUGCUACUAGUAGAAUGCCAUGCACGGGCUUUUGAAAUAUUUUGCUGGAGUUGUAUAUAAACAAUGCAUGUUAAAUUUCACAUGUAUAGAAAGUCAGCACGGGCACAAUUGGGUAAUGAUUGAAGUCCAACUAAUUUGAGGAAGGAUGUCUUUAGCUUCAUUACACGAUACUUGAGGAAGUAAAAUGGGUUCGUGUAAGUCUCAUCUAGAUGAGACAUUGUUAUGCCACAUCUGAGUGACAUCAUUAUUAGAUUGUA
Molecule: messenger RNA, 1793 nt
Organism: Triticum aestivum (bread wheat)
Lineage: Eukaryota; Viridiplantae; Streptophyta; Magnoliopsida; Poales; Poaceae
Product: nucleolar protein 56
Exons: 8
Coding region: 136-1530 (464 amino acids)
Cellular component (GO): box C/D methylation guide snoRNP complex; small-subunit processome
Molecular function (GO): snoRNA binding
Source: RefSeq, a predicted model, not a curated record